This is a messenger RNA of Drosophila suzukii, 2618 nucleotides long. It is a transcript of the gene Noc3, whose product is annotated as Nucleolar complex protein 3. NCBI's taxonomy places the organism in Eukaryota, Metazoa, Arthropoda, Insecta, Diptera, Drosophilidae. Gene Ontology annotation, cellular component: nucleolus. The record is from RefSeq and is a predicted model, not a curated record. Gene Ontology annotation, molecular function: chromatin binding. Gene Ontology annotation, biological process: DNA replication initiation.
UUCACUGGCAAGUAGACAGUUUCAUUAGCACCCCAUGUGCUCGGCAAAUUCAGAAGACAACAUUUGGGAAUUUUAAGUUAAAAUCAAACAAAACAGGCGCAAUGGGUGCGAAAAAGGUGAAAAUCAGCUCGGUGAAGCGGGCUGCUCAUCUGAAAUCAAAGAAAACACCGCUGUCCAAGCAGCAACAACAAAAGCAGAAACAGAAGCGCGAUCAACUGAGUUCCAAACGCGAACAGGGCCAGAAUAUAUUCUCCCAGAAGGCGAGAAAGCGCGACAAUUUGGCACAACGCAAGAAGCACAACAAACUAGCCUCAUUGGGACUGGAUCCUCUCGAGGACGACAACGAGGAUGGCGACGAUGAGAUGCUGGAUAACGUGGCGGACAUGCUGGAUGGCGAUGAUCUUGCCCUGCUACAUGCCAACAAACGCAAGCGAAAGGCCAAGCCGACCGGCGAACACGACGAGGACCUGGGGCAGUCAAUCGGCUUGGAAAAGGCUUACGCCUCGGACACCAAAAAGGAGCAGGCGGCGCAGAAAAUCAAGCUGGAUCUGUUGCCCAUUAAGUCUAGGGAUGGUCAGAUCAUCACCCGCACCACAGAGGUGGAUUACCUGCCCAAGCCCAAGCAAAAGAAGAAGAACGAAGAGCAGCAGGACGAAGACUCUGAGGAAGAGGAAGACGGGGAAACGGAGUACGAGGACAGCGAUGACGAUGUGGUCAACGACGUCGAGGCGCCGUCCGCAGUUCCAGUCCAAAAACUCAUCUCCACCACGGAUCUGCUGAUUGCCCGCCAGCAAGAGAUUGAGCGCCAAAAGUAUCGCAUUGGAAUCAUUUGCUCCGGACUGCUCGAAAAACCAGAGGAUAAAAUGCGCAACUUCCAUGCUCUGUACGAACUCAUGGAUGAAAUCAACCCAGCUAGUCGGCAGGCCAACCUGAUGGCCGUGAGAAAGUUGGCUAUAAUUUCUGUAACCGAGAUCUUCAAAGACAUUUUACCCGAGUAUCGAGUGGGUCAGGUGGACACCAAGAUGCAGACGCUGCGCAAGGCCACUCUGGACCGUGUGACCUUUGAAAACGCUCUGCUCCAGCAGUUCAAGAAGUUCCUGCAAAAGCUGGAGCAGAUCACUGCGCAGGUGAACAGGAGAGGCGGUCUAAGGACGCCCCAGACCAUCAAGUUGGCCACCGUGGCGGUGCAGUGCAUGUGCGAUUUGCUGGUGGCGCAUCCCUACUUCAACUACGUCCAAAACAUAGCCCAGCUGCUGGUCUACAUGCUUAACUGCAAUUAUCUGGAGAUGCGAACAGCGGUCAAUCAAUGCUUCCGCUCAGUCUUCUCUAACGACAAGCGAUUGGAGAUGACUCUCUUUAUAGUGCGACGCAUCAACCACCUGAUUAAAACGAAGCAGAACAAUGUUCAUGUGGAGUGCAUUACCUGUUUGAUGGGUCUCAAGAUCAAGAACGUAAAUCUGGAUGCAGAGAAGGAGAACGAGCUAAAGCAAAAGAAGCUAGAGUCACAUCGUCAACGCUUGUUGAGUUUGUCCAAGAAAGAGCGGAAGAGGCGGAAGAAGCUGACCGAGGUAAACAGGGAACUGGAGGAGACCCGUGCAGAGGAGAACAAGCAGGACAAGCACCAGAAGCUUACCGAGAUCAUCAAGAUGGUGUUUACGAUCUAUUUCCGCGUGCUGAAGAACGAUCCCACAUCGCGCGUAUUAAGCGCCAUUCUUGAGGGUUUGGCAGAAUUUGCGCACGUCAUUAACUUGGAAUUCUUCUCCGACUUGAUCGAUGUGCUUAACCGCAUUUUGGAGGAUCAGGACGAGCUGGGCUACCGGGAGCGAUUGCACUGCGUUCAGACCAUAUUUGUCAUCCUUUCCGGUCAGGGUGAAGUGCUUAACAUCGAUCCUAUCAGAUUCUACCAGCACUUUUACCGGAAUAUGCUUGCCGUGCAGGCGGGCAAGAAUCACGAUGACUUUACCAUUAUCCUUCGAACUCUUGAUGAGGUGCUGGUGAAGCGACGUCGAAAUAUGAGCCAACAGCGUCUAAUGGCCUUCGUAAAGCGGUUGCUAACUGGAAGUCUGCAUUUGCUUCACAACGGAACCUUAGCCACACUGGGCACCGUAAAACAGACCUUCCAGCUGACUUCUGUGCUCGACAAUCUACUGGAUACGGAUACUAGCAUCGGUUCAGGACGUUAUGACCCUGAGCUGGACGAUCCCGAGUACUGUAAUGCGGCCAGCACGGCGCUGUAUGAGCUCGCUCUUCUGGCACGGCAUUAUCAUCCUACGGUGCGAAAGAUGGCCGUUCACAUUGCCCACGGAGUUCCAGCUUCAGGCGAGGGAGCCCUGCCCACGGAUAUCGGCAAGCUUACCUCUCACGAACUGUUCACGCAAUACGACAGCACACAGAUGGCUUUCAAUCCAACGAUACCGCUGCCAAAGGCCGGCCAGCCAAAACUGAAAAAGGGCAAACAUUUGUAUAUCCGGUCGGACUUCAAGCAGGAGUACGGAAAACUGUUACGGGAGGCCAAAGUUUCACAAGUGAAGGAUAAGCGUACAUUUCAAAUUGAUUUUCUUAGUGCACUUCAAUAAAGGUAAAAGUGGAGAUGAAACCUUAACAAAUUAAAAGCAAAA